This is a messenger RNA of Beauveria bassiana ARSEF 2860, 2055 nucleotides long. Its product is annotated as RNA polymerase I specific transcription initiation factor RRN3. Lineage: Eukaryota; Fungi; Ascomycota; Sordariomycetes; Hypocreales; Cordycipitaceae. The record is from RefSeq and is a predicted model, not a curated record. The transcript has a single exon. The coding region runs from base 1 to 2055 and encodes 684 amino acids. Gene Ontology annotation, biological process: transcription initiation at RNA polymerase I promoter. Gene Ontology annotation, cellular component: nucleus. Gene Ontology annotation, molecular function: RNA polymerase I general transcription initiation factor activity; RNA polymerase I core binding.
AUGCGACCGUUCUCUCCCGCCGCCAGAGUUUUGCCUGGCUCUGUGUCGCAGAACCUGACGCCCGUCAAGUCUAUCCUCAAGACUGCCUCUGUCCUGGGCCGCCGCAAAUAUCGGCAUGAGGCGGAUUCGAACACGCCCGAAGCGCCCGACAGUCCGACGAAGCGACGCAAAGUCUUUUUCGACGACAUUCGAAACGUAACAUACGAGGUCGGCCGCCGCACAAUGGAAGAGGUCAAGCUCGAAGUGCGGAACGCCCUCGAGGGCCACCUCCACGGCAGCGAUGGCCAGUAUGACACUCUCAAAGACAUGUUUGCCAAUGACAAGCAGCGCUAUCUGCCCCCUGUCGUCGGCGAGGACGAUGACACCCUCAAGCCGCACGAGCUCCAAGUCUACGUCAUGGCUCUGACGAGCUGCGUCCCUAUUCUCAAGAACAGAGAUUGCAACGGCCUCGUGCGCGUGAUCCUGCAGUGCUCAUGGCUCGGCAGAGACGACGCCUUUGUCAAGUCCUUUACGCACUUUCUCGCCGCUCUUGUCAGCGCGCAGGGCUCCUACAUCGGCGCCGUGCUGUCCAUGAUUGUGGACAAGUUUCAGCUGACGCGCCAAUCGUCCUGGUGUGUCCCCGACUUUCCAGAGGUCAACCGCGAGACCAUGCGUCAACGCCUGCACUCCACGCUGCAGUAUCUUCUGCAAAUGUUCCCUUCAGCGGUGGGCGUCCUCGAGAGCCUGUUGAGCGCCAAGUUUCCCUUUCCGGAUGACUCGGUGCAAAUACACAUGGCGUAUAUCAACAACUUGCUCAAGGUCAAAGAAUACGUGCCCAGUCUGCAGGAUGAAAUCCUCGACAUCAUCCUUAACCGUGUAGUCAAGAUCGAUUCGCAAAUGCAGCUGGACCUUGAGGACAUUGACGAUGAUAUCACAACUGCCGUGCUUUUUGCACUCCGCGAAAACUCUCACACCACUUCCGACUGGGAACAAGACGAGCUGGACGACAGCGAUAAUGAGUCUGUUGACAGCGAAGAUCUAGACUUUGACAAGGAAGCUACGAGAAUCAAGACUGUCAAGGAAAACGUCGAAAAAAUGGAUGCUGUCCUUGAUACUCUGUUCCAGUAUUACACGCCUUACUUUCUUAACCCAGGCUCAGACAAAGCAUUUGACGCCUUUACUAUUAUCCUCCGCGAGUUUGAUCACAUGGUUCUGCCAACAUAUAAAUCCCGCCACACACAGUUCCUCAUUUUCCAUUUCGCACAGCAGCAUCAACGCCUUACCGAUGCGUUCUGCGGGCAGCUCAUUGCUACAGCUUUUCAGAGCAACACACCCAACGUGCUGAAGCAAGCCGCCGCCGCCUACCUCGCUAGCUUCGUCGCGCGUGGCGCUCUGGUGCCUUGCAGCCUGGUGCGCACCAUCUUCUCGCUGUUGCUGCAGUACCUUGAGCAGUACCGUCGCAAGUACGAGCCCAUCUGCCGCGGGCCCGAUCUGAAGCGAUUUCAUCCCUACUACAGCCUUGUGCAAGCCACGCUAUACAUUUUUUGCUUCCGCUGGCAGGACCUUGUCGUGGGGGCCCCGGAUACUGUGGACGUUGACGACGCAGCCUCGUAUAUCGGCCAGGAUCUCGAGUGGAUUGGCAGCUCGCGCAAGGACCUCUCUAUCCAAAUCUUUGGCAAGCUGAACCCACUUAAGGUGUGCGCGCCCGUCAUUGUCGAAGAAUUCGCCAAGCUGGCCCAUCGUCUCAACUUUAUGUACGUCUACCCGCUGGUGGAGAGCAACAAGCGUGUGCGUCUCACGCAGUUUCUGUCCUCUACAUACGCGACAGGCGGUGCGCUCCGCGAUGCUGGCUACGACGGCCAGGAGGAGAGCUUUCACCAGCUCGACCCCUACUUUCCCUUUGAUCCGUACCAACUGCCCGUCAGCAAACGCUGGCUCGUCAACGACUAUGUGCACUGGAAGUCGGUGCCGGGCCUGAAUGCGGACGACGACAGCGAUGACAGUGACGACAUGGAUGGCGAGGACGAGAAUGCGCUUGAGGAAGCCACUGCGACAGACAGCGACGGCGAUGACUGA